AUGUAUUUUAGUCUUUUUCUAUUAGUAUUAUCAUUUAAUCACAUAAACUUUGCUAGUUCCGACAAGGGGAAUUCUACUGAGGAUGAAGAAUGUUCUUUGUGUAACCUUUCUUUUUUUCGUCGAAAACGUGCACUGCCUGAAUACACACGGUGGCGUGCAACGACCCAAGAAUUCAUUGUGAAAGUUUUAGAGGAUGAUGUUACAAUGCCGCAGACAAAACAAAUCGUAGCGGUCAACAUUAAACCCAAUAGAAAAAUAGAAGAAAAGAUAAUAGUUGGUGCUACACUUUUAUCUACAGCAGUACCAAUCACAACCCCCUUAUCUGACGAAUACACACGUUUUGUACCUCCCACAACAUUAAAAGUCAGUCGAUAUGAAGAUAUGGUCUACGCUCCUGCAACAACAGGUGGUAUUCCUCCAAUUAAACCUAAAAGUAAAGUUAGGAAAGGUGAACAACAUAUUGGUCCAAUUAUAAAAUUUACUGGAGAUCGACAUGGACUUCGAGAUGAGAGCCCUCCCUCUGGUCCAAAAUUUAUUCCUAGAACCAACACUGAAUAUCUUUCGCAAUAUGCACCUAUUGCUCCAAUGGUGUUCCCUCAAAAGACUACAUUUGGUCCUCUAACUCCACGUACUGUUGAAAAAUUCGUAAUAUAUAAGACUUCUGUUCGACCUUCACGUACAUCGCAAUUGUUGGACUAUAUAACACCAGCGAGAACCCCGGAUUUUCUCAAUAUAUUAGGUUUGGUUGACAACAACCGGAAACCUUUUGCAUUUUCACCUACGCGUACAUCGAUAUUUCCAAAUGAUACAUCUACUGCUAUGAUUACUUUUAUAGACGAAAAUGAUGACUUAGUCCAAACCAAAUCUAACGUAGAUGACACAUAUAGAAGAAUAUAUGAGGAAAAGAAAACUACAGAAAAAGAUACGGAUGAGUUCUACAAUAAUUUAAUGAUGUAUGAUGAUGAUACCGAUGUCACAACUAAAAAAGUUUAUCCUGGAUUUUCUGACGCUUACGAAGACGGCUCUGAAAAAAGUAAAGAAACGGAUACUACAGAUACCACUAUCAGUCUUUCUUCUGAUUUAGAAGAAUACGAUAAUACAACAGAAAAAAUGGAUUAUCAUGACGAAGAUGACGUACAAAAAGGAACUACAACAGGCACAUUGACACCAAGAAAUACUGAAGAAGUGACAUUAAAAGCGACAACUUUUGCAAAAGAAGUGAAAAAUAAUACAAAAAGAGUUUGUAGUCUUUUAAAACUGCGACACCUAUCAUUCAGUUCACCACGCACACUUUAUGAGAUAACAACUCAAUUAAAGCAAUGGGCGGAAGAGAGUCCUGUUGCAAAAUGGGUUGAUAUAACAAAUGGAAAUUAUACUGUAAUGGAAAAUCCCAUUUAUAUGAUGAUCGUGGACGAUCCUAGUAGUGGACAAAUUAUGUCAGCGAAACAAACUGUCAUGAUUGUUGCGGGUAUUCAAGGGAGAGACCACCACGCGGUAGCAGCAGCUAUGUAUGUGUUAUAUCAAUUAAUAGAGCGUACUGACGCUCACUCAGAUCUCCUAGUAAAGUAUCGAUUCUGGAUAAUUCCAGUAUUUAAUCCAGAUGGAUACGACUACUCGAUGACGUUUCCCCGUCGACGGGAAUGGACAAAAAAUCUACGCCAGACAUGGGACUCGUGCAAGGGCCGUGAUUCUUGCGAAGCGUGUGAGUUGUACGGGGUCAUGUGUACUAUUCAGUCCUGCUAUGGCGUGAACCUUGAUAGAAAUUUCGAAUAUCAGUGGAUCCCACCAGAGGAGCUACGUUCAGAACAUCCAUGUGGUCCAUUAUACGCGGGUUCUAGACAGCUUAGUGAAGCCGAAACUCGCGCGCUAACUCACUUCCUCCAUGAACAGAAAACUCCACUUUACACCUUUAUAGCUUUCAAGGAAGGGGAUGUUCUGGGUAUAAUGUAUCCAUAUUCUCACACACGCAAAAGAAGAGCAUUCGAUCAUGUUUACAGACAGCGGGCGUCAAUUGCAGCAUCUGCUGCCUUCAGUAUUAGUGGUCGCCCUUAUGCUGCAGGACAAACAUCUGAAUUUUUACCGCUUUAUGCUGGUGGUAUAGAAGAUUGGGUUGAUGGCCACUUAGGUAUAGACAAUACCUAUACAAUCAUGAUGUUUCGACCCAGCGACUCGUAUAAUUCGAAGAUUUUAACUGAGCGCGUCGUUCAUGAAGGAUUUGCAGCUGUAGAUACUCUUUUGCUUCAGAGCACUGGACCCUUGGGACCUCCACCAGUCACAUUAAGUCGGUCAAAGGCAGUUGAAUUGCAACCUACAACAAAAACAUUUCUUAUUUUAUGUAUACAUUUCGUAAAUUUUUUGUGUAAAAGUUAG
Molecule: messenger RNA, 2370 nt
Organism: Pieris macdunnoughi
Lineage: Eukaryota; Metazoa; Arthropoda; Insecta; Lepidoptera; Pieridae
Source: the annotation of a GenBank genome assembly